This is a messenger RNA of Priceomyces carsonii, 333 nucleotides long. RefSeq names its product cytochrome c (gene CYC1). The record is from RefSeq and is a predicted model, not a curated record. NCBI's taxonomy places the organism in Eukaryota, Fungi, Ascomycota, Pichiomycetes, Serinales, Debaryomycetaceae. Gene Ontology annotation, biological process: mitochondrial electron transport, ubiquinol to cytochrome c; mitochondrial electron transport, cytochrome c to oxygen. Gene Ontology annotation, molecular function: heme binding; electron transfer activity. The transcript has a single exon. Bases 1 to 333 code for a protein of 110 amino acids. Gene Ontology annotation, cellular component: mitochondrial intermembrane space.
AUGCCAGCUCCAUACGAAAAGGGAUCGCAAAAGAAAGGUGCUAACUUAUUCAAGACUAGAUGCUUGCAAUGUCACACUGUUGAAGAGGGUGGUCCAAAUAAGAUUGGUCCAAAUUUACAUGGUGUUGUCGGUAGAAAAUCAGGUCAAGCUGAAGGUUUCUCUUACACUGAAGCCAACAAGAAGAAGGGUGUUACUUGGACUGAACAAAACUUGUCUGACUACUUGGAGAACCCAAAGAAGUAUAUUCCAGGUACCAAGAUGGCCUUUGGUGGUUUGAAGAAGGCCAAGGACAGAAAUGAUUUGGUCACCUACUUAGCUCAUGCUACUAAAUAA